Lacerta agilis (Sand lizard) is the source of this 1011-nucleotide messenger RNA. Its product is annotated as vomeronasal type-2 receptor 26-like. The record is from RefSeq and is a predicted model, not a curated record. Gene Ontology annotation, molecular function: G protein-coupled receptor activity. The transcript is spliced from 2 exons. NCBI's taxonomy places the organism in Eukaryota, Metazoa, Chordata, Lepidosauria, Squamata, Lacertidae. Gene Ontology annotation, cellular component: membrane. The coding region runs from base 34 to 1011 and encodes 325 amino acids. Gene Ontology annotation, biological process: G protein-coupled receptor signaling pathway.
UCUCUCUGUAGUAAGAGGUGUCAUGCAGGAUCAAUGAAGAAAGUGAAGGAAGGAGAACCGUUUUGCUGCUAUGAUUGCAUCCCAUGCCCAGAGGGAAAGAUUUCAAUCCAGGAAGAUAUGAGUGACUGUGAUAAAUGCUCAGACAAAGACUAUCCAAGCAAGAACCGAGAUGCAUGUAUUCCCAAGGAUAUAAGCUUCUUGUCUUAUGAAGAACCUUUGGGCAUCAGUUUAGUCUGCUUUUCGCUUUCAUUUUCUCUGAUCACAACUCUGGUGCUGGGUACAUUUGUGAAGCACCAUGACACUCCCAUAGUCAUUGCAAACAACAGGAACCUCACCUACUCUCUCCUCAUUUCUCUACUUCUCUGCUUCCUUUGUGCACUGCUCUUCAUUGGCCAACCAGAGAAGCUGACCUGUCUCCUCCGACAAACCGCUUUUGGCAUCAUCUUCUCAGUGGCUGUUUCUUGUGUAUUGGCAAAAACCAUCACUGUGGUUCUGGCUUUCAUGGCCACCAAACCAGGAUCCAGAAUCAGGAGAUGGGUGGGGAAGGGACUGGCCAACACCAUUGUCCUUUCCUGUUCCUUUGUCCAGGCAGGGAUCUGUAUUGUGUGGCUAGCAACCUUUCCCCCAUUUCCAGAUGUAGACAAUUACUCAGUGGCUAAAGACAUUAUACUAGAAUGCAAUGAGGGGUCUGUGUUGAUGUUUUAUGUUGUUCUGAGCUAUAUGGGCUUCCUGGCAAUUAUUAGUUUCAUUGUUGCUUUCCUUGCCAGGAAAUUACCUGACAGCUUCAAUGAAGCCAAGUUCAUCAGUUUCAGCAUGUUGUUGUUUUGCAGUGUUUGGCUAUCCUUUAUUCCAUCGUACCUGAGCACCAAGGGGAAAUACAUGGUUGCUGUGGAGAUCUUCUCUAUCUUAGCCUCUGGUGCUGGACUGCUGGGUUGCAUCUUUUUCCCAAAAUGUUAUAUUAUUGUGUUCAGGCCUCAGCUGAACAACAGGGAGCAGCUAAUAAGGAAGUAA